This is a messenger RNA of Lindgomyces ingoldianus, 1677 nucleotides long. RefSeq lists its product as uncharacterized. The record is from RefSeq and is a predicted model, not a curated record. Bases 1 to 1677 code for a protein of 558 amino acids. The transcript has 12 exons. NCBI's taxonomy places the organism in Eukaryota, Fungi, Ascomycota, Dothideomycetes, Pleosporales, Lindgomycetaceae.
AUGCAUCCUUCUGCUUCCCCGCAUACAUUCUGCCAACAACAAGCAAUUCAACGGCUAAAAUACCAAAAUAGAAAUGUCGGACUCCGAUUCUAUUCUAUUCCCCUUCCUGAAAUACCCAACGAACCGGAAAAGCCACUGUAUCUGUAUCUACUGCCAGCAUAUGACAUGCUGCUCAUUACUGUACUGCAGCUACGAGCGAGAAGUAUCCUUGGUGAAGUUCUUCUCAUGCAAAUAACACAGAGCUCAAUAAAAAUUGGGAUACCUAACAUCAAGCAAAGGAUGAAACCCCGAAAAUGGACCCUGGCUUCCAACGGGCCGUACUACAGUCCGUACAAAGUGAACCGUAACGGUCACGUGUUCAGUACAAACGUACCGAGUUCUUACAAUAUGUACGCCUACCUCUCCUCCUCCCUGUCGCCUCAAAAUCGCCCAAUUGUACAGUACUACGCCUCGUUGGAAGCCCUGAACGCCCGCGUGUGUCCUGAUAUUUGUAAAUACCGCAAAUCCUUAAAAAAGCGAAAUAGCACAAGUUCAUUCAACAUAAAAGUUAGCCUUUCGUCACAGUCAGGAAACACUGUCGGUGACUACCGGAAAAACCCCCCCCACGAUAUAAAAACCCGAAUGUUCUCUUCUUACACUCCACAUCUAGAGACACCGCGUGAUCUUGGCUCAAGAACUGAGGUAUUCUCAUGUCGAGGAGAACGUCUCGCUAGAAGCUCAACCGUCUUCGCCCGAUGGUGUUCGCGAGAGAGACAAGGGGUCUGGGCUGGAAAUUUCGCUCUCCACCCUUUCUGGCUGGAAGUCUUCAGGAAUAUUGUCCAUAAAAUGAAGUAUACUGAUAUCUUCUGGGUUACGCCCAAGGAUGAAUUCGACAAUCUAAUGUUUCUUAAUACCAGACGGCUUCGCGUUCCCGGCACUCAAAACCUAUACAAAGGCCCUCAGGUCUCUAGGGCGAAACGAGUAGAGAAUAUCGAUCAUACCCUCUAUGCCCGGAAGAAUUUUAAAAUAAAUGACCAAUACGUCACAUCUAUGGAGACCAAAAAACCUCCAGCGGCACAUCAAUGCUUGCCUAGAAAGAAACCGCAUCGCAUCCUUGGAAUAACAAAAGACCGAGAAACAACUCAUUUCUGCCUUUUUUAUGAUUAUAAACGUUACACAAACUGUGUAUCCUCUCUGGCAACAUUAAAAGGAAACGUUAACAUACUCUAUGGUUCUCAGGCUGGCAUUAGAAUGAACAAUAACAAGAACAUUUAUAUUCUUCUGGGGACGGAAAACCACGGUUUUCAACCCCUAAUUCCUGGUCUGGGGACACAAAGAAGGAGGGACAUGCAGGUAAUAUCUUCUGCACCUUCUAAAAAAAUUUGCGAGCAUAGAAAAGUCCUGUCUCCCUUCAGCAGCGCCAAAAUAACGAUUAAUAUCAGCGCUGGGAAUGAAGAUUCCUGCCGCCAGCCAAAAUGUGCUGGUACCAAAAAGACCAAAGAAAUUCUUACAAUCAUCUACAUGUCUUGUUGCUGGAAGCUUCAAGCGGCUGAAUAUCUAUGGAGUUCUCUCCUAUCAUCGGCCGACACGCACGUCGAGGCUAGGGAAGGCUACCUGCUCGAUCUAGGAUCGCUUGAAUACGCUGGUAUUGUCCUCCGCGCCCGACCACCCUCAUGCCUUUCUCUUCUCCCCUACUGA